Molecule: messenger RNA, 246 nt
Organism: Clunio marinus
Lineage: Eukaryota; Metazoa; Arthropoda; Insecta; Diptera; Chironomidae
Source: the annotation of a GenBank genome assembly
AUGUCGAAUCCAGCUGUUGGUGUCGUAAUGUUUGGCGUUUCUUCGUUCGCCAAUUGCUUGAGAAUUGUCGUUUUACCCGAGUUAUCUAAACCUAGUAACACAAUUCUCAACUCCUUGUCAGAUGACGAUCUGAGCUUACGAAGCAGUGAAAGUAAACCCUGUGAAAUAUUUAAUUCUAAUUGUACACUUAAUGUAAAAGAAAAAUGUUCACAAAAACAUCAAUUAGAAGUUGUUUUAGUAGAUUGA